AUGGCACACCAUCAUUCCUUUUCGCCGCGGCUGAGCCCUGCUCUUGCUUCGACCUCAUCCCUCCACGACAUGGGGCGCAACCGAAAACUCCGUCUACUUGUCGCCGCCACCGGUCCCCGCGAUACCUCCUGGGCUCAAGCACUCGUUGUGCGCCUCUCAAAGAACCCACAGAUCGAAGCGCGAGCAAUUGUCGACGAUGUAGUCCCGCGCUUAACACAAACCAUCAUUGUGAUGCAGAACCGAGGCUUGGCACUGGGAGCGGGCGACCGAGCCGACGACAUCGAGUUUUAUCGACAACAAGCAUUUGAACUUGUAGAGUGGGCAGAUCUCCUGGUCUGCGUGCCACUCGAUGCGGACAGCAUCGCUAAGAUGAUGGCAGGCGUAACAGACACGUUUCUUGGUGAAGUGCUCAGAGGAUGGGACACACAAAAGAGCAUUGUCCUGGUUCCUGGCAUGAGCACGCACAUGUGGUCAAACCCAAUGACUAAGAAGCAUAUGAGCAAAUUGUACCGCAAAUGGAACUGGAUACGUGUGGUAACGCCAAUAUUGUGGCAUUACGAAGGAUCGCCGAACCCGAAACGAGUGCCUAACUGGAAUGGCUUUAACGAGGUAUUGGGCAUUAUUAAGAACCAAGCCGAUCUACUAGGACUUGGGCGAGAUGUUGAAGUUGCAACUGGAAUGGCAUUAACAGGUGAUGCGGACGUACGGGUCCAAUGCAAGUUACCACCAGAAAUCUGGACUAUUAUUCUGGACUAUGCAGGAGACUGGGAACUUGCAAAAGCUCUGGGGAUGUACACCAACCUACCAAUGCCCUCGACAUGGACAAGUCAGCCUAGGGAUCCCGACGACCCGCUGAAAGUUUACGAGCAUGAGCUGGAAUGGACAGUAUUGACAUGCAACUCGGCGGCGAUAUGUAAGAAGAUAUCGCAGUCCCCGCCAGAAUUUCACGAUAUCUCUGCUCUGGUCAUCAAACUGGUGAUCAAAUUUGGUCUUAUUGAUGUAUUGGCGUACAUGGAAGCCAAUCGACCCGAUCUUUUCAAAGCAUUCGACGGAACAACCUUGCCUACCAAAGCAUCCGCCUAUUAUCCACGCACCGACGUAUUGGACUAUUGGAAACAGAGCGCAUGGUUUAGAGACCGUCAUGUAUACGACGCAGAAGCAGUCGAUGGCGCCUCCAAGUUUGGUCAUGUUCGAGUCCUCGACUGGUGGUGGCGUCGGUCUGGUUUAAUGAUGCGUUAUACUGAGUCUGCUCUGGAGCAAGCCAGUGGAAAUGGUCAUCUCCUAGUUCUAGAGUGGUGGCGCGACGCUGCAGCACAGGACGACAAGGUCGUGUUACGGCCGGGCCGGUCACUCCUAUGGGCAACGCAGCAUGGACAAGCUGAUGUCUUGCGGUGGUGGGACGCUUCAGGCAUCCCUGCUGCACAUGGCGAUAGCGUCGCCAAGAUGGCGAGCCGCUGGGGUCAGGUCGAAGUCUUGGAGACUUGGAGACGAUUGAAAGGAGACGACAAGCUUGUGUUUGACGCCGAAGUUCUUGUCUCGCCAACCAUUUUCAAGCACUUAUCAGUGCUCGAGUGGUGGCGUAACUUUGCUCAUGGGGAGCUUGAAGGAAUGGAGGGUCGAAAGCAGAUGGUAGAAUUCCGGACCUGCAACAUCGAAGAGGCGCUCGAAGACAGCAUAGGAGACCAGAGCGCGGUUCGGCGAUGGUGGACACAGAAUGGACUGAACCUGGGACUGCGAGACGAGGAGUGGCUCAAAACGCGCUACCUCUAG
This is a messenger RNA of Fusarium sp. VM40, 1770 nucleotides long. NCBI's taxonomy places the organism in Eukaryota, Fungi, Ascomycota, Sordariomycetes, Hypocreales, Nectriaceae. The record is from the annotation of a GenBank genome assembly.